Messenger RNA from Peniophora sp. CBMAI 1063, 207 nucleotides. Lineage: Eukaryota; Fungi; Basidiomycota; Agaricomycetes; Russulales; Peniophoraceae. The record is from the annotation of a GenBank genome assembly.
AUGGAAUACGUCGAGCCCAUACACCGCGCCACCAUCAGGUUCUGCGUUCCCAGUGCCGUCGGCCAGCGCGAACCUUCCGGUAUACGCAGUACCGUAAUAAUGCAAUGUAGCGCGCCUUUGGAGGUCCGCGGAGUUGGGCAGCGCAGGCGUCGCGGUCUCUUCUGUUGCGCGCGUUACAUGACGGCAGCGUCUGUGGCCUUCCAUUGA